AACGAGGAUCCUGAUCCAAAGGCUGAGGAGGAACACUGAAACACAGUCCACUUCCCUCGAGCCAUAGGAGGAGGAGGAAGAGGAGGAGGAGGAAUGGGAGGAGUGAGAAAGUGAAAACAGCAGAGCGAGAGAGGGGAAAGUAACAGAAGGGGAGAGAGAGGCUGAGGGAAGCUCUCUGGUCAAGGUCUGACACUAGACUCCUGCUGUUAAACCACGUGGAGUCAAACCGCAACAGCUCCUGCAGACAUUGGCAGCCAGUGGCGGGAAACGUUCUGUUUCUCCGUCUUCUUCCACACUUUGGACAUUUACCAGUUUUCCUUAAGCUAAAGUUUAACAGCAGGUGAACCGAAGAGAAAAUGUGCUUGUGGAAACACUGAGAUAAAGCUGUCGUUUCUUUAACGGAGUUUGGUUUGGGGAUGUUUUUCAGAUUUCAGCUGUUGGUGCAGUGGAUCAUCUGACUGAAGGAUUUACUAAAGGAAAUACAUCAAGAUGUCAAUUUGAUGUGAGCAACCCCUUUUACACCCUUUUUGGAGCCCCUUUCAAGCAAUCACUAAACCAUUAGAAGCUGGUGCCUUGCUCAAGGGCACCUCAGCAGUCGCUGGAGGCUGCAGACGCGCUCGCAAAUCAGCUGGUCUGGGAUUCAAACUGACCUCUUGCAGGAUUACAGGAACAUCUGCGCAAAGAGGAACUUCUAACAUGGACUUUUUGUGACGGAGUUCCGAACCUCGAGGCAGUUCACCUCCCUGAAGAUGUAGUAGUCCAGAGUGGGAGGGCAGAGGAUAUAAUGUGACGCAGAUGAUGGUUUUGCUGUCCGUGCGAUGCCAAGAGGGAGGCAAGCUCUCGCGAGUGUGUGUCUGUGUCUUGUCUGUCUGAUCGUUCUGAUGCCGCAGCUGGCCGCCCGACCCUGCGCUCAAGACACCAUUAAAAAGGUCCAGCACCUCAUCAAUGUCGAAGCCCCCAAAUUGAAGGGGUUGAACUGCAGCCUGUACACGCCCACCGUCGACCACUACAAGCAGAAAUGCCCCGGGGCCACGAUGAAAUGUUUCGCUGGCGAAAUGAUCGUCCUCCUUGAUGAGUGGGAGAUCACAGAAGCACACCUUACAAAACUGAAAACAACCCUUACAAGGCUAGCAGAACAAUUAAACACGACGGAGUCAGGGUGUAUCCAGUGUGAGCUCUUCGAAGUGGAAGCACCAGAAACCUUCCUCAGAAAUCUUCUUAAAACUCUUCAUGAGAUGAACACUGUGCACUGCCCAAAAAAGACUAGAUGAGACUAGAUUUUGCUUUUGUCGUGGACUUUUCAUAUUACCAGAGCAUAAAUAAAGUGCAUAAUGCAUGAUG
This is a messenger RNA of Dicentrarchus labrax (European seabass), 1341 nucleotides long. It is a transcript of the gene il15l, whose product is annotated as interleukin 15, like. Bases 819 to 1271 code for a protein of 150 amino acids. The record is from RefSeq and is a predicted model, not a curated record. The transcript is spliced from 4 exons. Lineage: Eukaryota; Metazoa; Chordata; Actinopteri; Moronidae. Gene Ontology annotation, cellular component: extracellular region. Gene Ontology annotation, biological process: neutrophil activation; positive regulation of T cell proliferation; positive regulation of cytokine production. Gene Ontology annotation, molecular function: cytokine receptor binding; cytokine activity.